AAAAGCUUUAUAAUUAACAUAACACAAUUUCAAAUUUUUCAAGAAACGAAUGAUUUUAAAAUGUUGUUUAAAUGGAUUGAUGAUUUGUUUCGUUUUUUCAAUAUGACAACGCUUGCGUUGCUCUUGUGACCUUGGUCAGACGAGAUCAAGAAGGCAACAGGUUAUAAAGUGUUAGUGACUUAGUACACGAAUAAAUGUAAUCUAAUAAGGAAAAUCGUUUGGAUACUAUAUUUUUGUGAUUUAAAAGAAACAAAUGAACUAUAUAUUAUAAAGAUUUUGGAAUAGUGAAUAUGAAACAGGAAUUAUGAAUAUAAAACAGGGACUAUUUUACAUUUUCAUAACACUUUUACUAAAUGUAAAUGGAGAUGAUGAUUCAGGAUGGACCUUCAUCGGUAAUCCGUUGCUAUUAGUUCGUCCAUGCAAUGGUUCAACGGAUAUAUCAGCUUCCUUUGAACCAGGGCUCGCUCCAGAAGAGGAAAAUACUUACACUGUCUUUAUAAGUAAAAAAUUUCCGACGAGCUCGGUAAUAGUAUUGAAAUUUGACGCAGAUGCGAGCAUUACAUUGAAAGAUCGAAGUUUUGCAAGAAUAAGGGCAAAUAAAGAUGAAAGCAAUACUUUUGAUAUCAAUUUUUUUAAGGGAAGUAAAAGUAUUAGUUUCAUUGUCAGAGGUCUAACACCUGGAACAGUUCCAUACUUUAAAAGCGUCAAAAUUAAUUCGAAGGAAUACUGCAAAGAACCACUUGGAGGAUUUUUAGAUCAGUAUAUAACUGGAUACAAAGAUCACGCUGAAAGUGCAAGUAGAGAACCAGUGACGAAUUGCGGACGACGUAAAGUAGACCAUACGGAACUGAUAGUCAAUGCUGCACCGACAAAACCUGGCGAUUGGCCCUGGCAUGUUGCUUUGUAUAAACUAGACCGUUCGUCUAUAAAAUACAUCUGUGGUGGAACCCUAAUCUCUGAACACUUUGUAUUAACAGCUGCACAUUGUGCAUCUUCGAGAGGCGUAAAGCUAUUACCAGAAGUAUUGAGCGUCGUCCUUGGAAAAUUCAAUUUAAUAGGUGGCGAUGUUGGAACUCAAGAAAGAGAAGUCCAUCAAAUAAUCCUACACGACAAGUUUGAACAUAGAUAUCUAGACCACGACAUCGCUUUGGUCAAAUUGAAAACGGAAGCUGUUUUUACGGAUGUAAAACCAGCCUGUUUAUGGUACGACAAAGCUGAAGAGAAAUUACCAACAAACGAAGUUUUAGGAACGAUCGUGGGAUGGGGAUUUGACAUAAGUGAUUCUUUAUCACAUCAGAUUAAUCAAGCUUCGAUGCCGAUUGUAUCAGAGAAUACAUGCAUAAAGAGUCAUCCCGUUUUCUACUCAACUGUACUCAACGAAAACAAAUUCUGUGCUGGUUAUAGAAACGGAACAUCUGCAUGUAACGGUGAUAGUGGAAGCGCUUUCCAAGUAUUUAUACCAGAUAAAGAAAAAGAUACCAGUAAAACGAAUGGAGCCUGGUUCGUUCGAGGCAUCGUCUCACAAACUGUGGCAAGGAUCGACAAGGCGAUUUGUGAUCCUGAAUAUUAUGUAGUUUUUACUGACGUAGGAAAAUACAUUCAUUGGAUAAACAAACAUAUGUAAAAAAAUGCAACAUGUAAAUAUAUCACCGGUUUGUAUGUUACCUGUAUUUGCUGUAUAUUUAUAAUAUAUGGUAUGUGGAAUGGUAAUAUUGACCAUUUCUUACAUCGCCAAAGAGCCACCAACCUUGAGAUUAAGAAGUUAUUUAACCUUGUGAUUAAAAAGGGACUUGUGUCUGUCCCUAUCUGCCUACUACCAUACCCUACUACUACCACUGAGUAAACAAUGGACUCGUAAUUAAUUAGUCAAUGUAGGUUCCCUUUUUUUCUUUUUAAAGAACGCAUAAAGAGGAGUCUUAAAAUUUAAACACAAAUACCAUGUGUGUAUAUAUUUAAACGGAUGAAUUUGUUUUGAUGUACUUUUUUUAAAGGUGUCCCUAGUCAAUAAGGAGGUGCUCAAUUCAUCUAUAUAUUUUAAUAUAUCAUUUAUUCACGUAUGUAAUCUAAGGUCCCAUCUCAAUUUAAUUGGUAGCCACUGACAAUUAUUUAUUGAACGCUUACACUUCGGCUUAAAAGUCGGUAUUUAUUUAUUUUUGACAUUUUUGUUUCCUAUUGAUCAGUAAACGUACAUUCGAUUUGAAAAAAAUUAUGUUAAAAAAACGUUAAGCAGCUGGCAUACUUCUAAAGAUGUGCGACUAAAUGUCUUAUUAAAUGACAUAAGGAACCUUACUUAUAAAUGUUGUAUAGCGGUGUUUAGUUAAAACACCUUCUCUCUUUCGUCAUCAUUAGUUUGCCAUUAAAAAAAAGGAGACAGAAUGGUUUAACGUAUCCUAAACAACAUUUAUAUGUAAAGCCAUUUAGAACUUAAUUAAGACACAUCGUGUAUUGUGUAACAAUUGAGUAUUCACCUUACCUAUAAAACUAUUGAGAUGGUCAUCUUCGGUACGUGUCAGAAAAGGCGGGGACUGCGAGGUCGUGUCAAUUUAAUGCAUCCGCAGCUUCUGCCAUUCUUAUAAAAUUAUAUCUAUGCUAUGUUGAAUUUAUCUUUAGAAACUUUCUUUUUGUGUUUUUGUUUAUAACUGUAUGUUCCUGUAACUCUUUCGGUGUACAAUAAAGCAUAUUCUAUUCUAAUUA
Molecule: messenger RNA, 2694 nt
Organism: Nymphalis io (European peacock)
Lineage: Eukaryota; Metazoa; Arthropoda; Insecta; Lepidoptera; Nymphalidae
Product: chymotrypsin-C-like
Exons: 8
Coding region: 305-1624 (439 amino acids)
Biological process (GO): proteolysis
Molecular function (GO): serine-type endopeptidase activity
Source: RefSeq, a predicted model, not a curated record